Molecule: messenger RNA, 582 nt
Organism: Ogataea haglerorum
Lineage: Eukaryota; Fungi; Ascomycota; Pichiomycetes; Pichiales; Pichiaceae
Exons: 2
Coding region: 1-582 (193 amino acids)
Biological process (GO): mitotic DNA replication termination; site-specific DNA replication termination at RTS1 barrier
Cellular component (GO): nucleus
Source: RefSeq, a predicted model, not a curated record
AUGGGUAAGGAAAAGGGCAAAUCCCUUAGUGCCUUUGCUGUUUGUGCCCUAUCCAAUGAAAAGCUAAACCGUCCAGUAGUCUCGGACUACAGAGGCCAGCUUUUCAACAAGGACGCAUUUCUUGAGUUCCUACUCAAUAAGGAAUAUCUCAAGAACGAUAAACUGAGCCAUCUUACAUCCCUCAAAGACGUCGUGGAGCUCAAAAUCAAACUGGAUCAAAAUACAUUAAAGUGUGAACUUACCUCUGCAGAGUACGACAUAACAUCAGCUACAGUACCCAAAUUUGUAUACCUGGUACCUUGUGGAUGUGUGAUGUCGAAAAAGGCUCUGCUUUCUCUUCUGUCUUCCACAAAGGUUGGAGAAUACACUAAAGCGCGAUGUCCAAUUUGCAAUACCGAGUAUUGUAGCCGCGACGUGAUCGAGAUAGAUCCGGACGAGGAGGAGUUAUUCGCUUUGGAAAGACGCAUGAAGACACUCGAGACAGAAGGGCUACAUCACUCGCUCAAAGCCCGGAAGAAACGAAAGUCUGUAUCCGGAGAGAAAAGCGCUAAAAGAAGCAAAAAUAAAAGCUCAAAGCCUUGA